UGCUUUAGAACUUUAGUUCUUAGCAAAACCAUCUGACAUUAGGGUCAAUACAGAGCAUCAUUUUACUGUUUUCCCAAGGCUGGGUGUGAUUUCUGGUCCAGUAUGUGGUUCAAACUAGCUAACCUUGUUUCUAGAAACAUUAACUCAAAGCAACAACAUAUUUGUGUAUGCUAAUGUGAAGUACAGCUUGUCAUCUUUGCUAUAAAAUGGACAACUUUCUCCAGAGAGCCAAUAGUAAAAUUCCUAAGUUACAACAGGUUUACAACCUAAUGAUUAAAGGUUAGAGGAUGUAGUGCAGUGGAGCCCCGCCUCCUCUCUAGCUGUCACUUCUUCAUGUGCUCACCCACGCUCCAAGCACAGAUGAUAUCCCCAUCCUGCUGCCUAGCAGACCUCGCAGACCUCACAGACCUCGCAGACCUCACAGACCUCACAGACCUCACAGACCUCGCAGACCUCGCCCAGUUGUGGAUCCCGGCUUGACAGCACGUUUAAAAAGGAGCAGCAGUUCAAAUCUAAAAAGACAUGAUUCACUGGAUUGCCUUGUUGAUUUCCUGCUGCUGCUUGAAUGGAGCUGCAGCAGAAAGCCCUCGGCUAGAGAGAAUCAAGAGAUGUCAGACCAGGUGUUCUCAGGGACUCAGCUGCAAGACCCGUCCAGAUUAUUGGUUCGCGCCUGCGUGUCACGACCCCGAUGAGGGCCUCAACAUCACCAGCGUGAUCCACAACGUGAGCAUCUCCACCGUCAUGAAGUGCGAGGACAAGCAACAGUGCAGACUCCACCUGAAAAUCAGCACGGUUGUGCAACUUAUGGACUCCGUCAGCGGCGUUUCCAUUUGCACCAGCACUGCUGGGAUGAUGACAAAAUGCCAAAUCGUGCAAUUCACCAAAGCAUCGAGGAGAUCAAUGUCUGGACUGCCGGUGACAGUUGAGAAUGAUUACACUGAAGUGUCUCCAAACCAGCACCUACAAGUAACGGUGAAAACAGUCCCAAGUUACUGUGGCAUAACUUGGGCUAGCAAGUACCGUACCCCUGAAUGCUCGCAUGAAGACUUGAGAAAAAAUGUUCCUGAAUGCAUCACUGGCAAGCUGGCUUACACUGCAAACCCAGAAAAGAAGGAGCUGGCAGUCAGUGUGUCGGACAUGCUUGAAGGUUACGACUACCAUCUCCGACUCUGCCUCAAGGAUUUCAUCUGCUCUGGCACGGGAGCUUACACUCUGAUAAAAAAGGAGCGACCCCUCGAGACAGCUGUCCUUCAAUAUUCCAGACCUUUGCCUUGUCUUUGUAUUGAGGGCUGGUCAGCUUUUAUGGAUGCCCCGAGAGUCCAGGUCUGCCCAUUCAAAGACCGUCUAGAAGAAUUGUGGUUUGGAAUCACCUUUGAUCCGCUGGAGGAGGCGCUGAUAUGGGAGCCAGCUUGUCCCGUCGCAGCUGUGGCUGGUUUAUGUGAGAAACGAGAGGAUGGCGUCUGCGUGGAUCUGCCCGAUUCAUCACAGAAUGUCAGCAGAGAUAAGAUCACAUUUGCUAAAGUGGAUCCCCACCCUCAGCUGUGCAUGAAGUUCACGGCAGGCUCUCAGUCCUGGAUCCGAUGCCCCUUUGCUGACAGCAUCAAAGUCUGGGACGUGAUCGUGUCGAGCCAACAUGGCUAUGAAGAAUUGCAGAUUCUAUCACGAGUUACGGCAAAGUUCUCCGUGGGGCCGUGGGGGACGUCUGCAGAAUCACCAGUGGACCAGACGACCUACACGAUACUUGUAGACGUUGAGAAACUGAAACCUGUUGACUUACAGCUACGAGGCAAACAGUGCAAUCUUUGUCAACAGGUGAAGAGGAUUGAUGUGAAGUAUGCCGCCACAGUCGUCCACUGCGCCAAGCGCUGCAUGUCCAAAUUGUCUUCCCCGGCUCCUCCUUAUGACUUGACAAAGAUUAUUCUACCAGCUGCCGCUUGCCUCUCUGGCAUCAUCAUCGUCACUCUGGUGCUCUGGUUACUGCUUCGAGUUUAUCGCAGUAGAAAAGGAAGAACAGGCGUCUCCCUCUCCGAAAAAACAGGCGCCGACGUGUUUGAUGUACAGACGCAGCUCCCGGUCAGUCGGAGGGUCCGCAAAACCAGCGAGGCGAAGAGCGGAAACAACGAGAAGGCCAACUUGCUCCUGAACUGACCCCGGAACGGCGCUUGGGUCUGAAACACCGGUUGCACUGUGCAGUAUAACAGAUGUUACAAAAAAUCCCGCCAAAGUUCUCCAUUGAAUCCAUUUGUGUUCCUUCUUCCAACAUUUCAUGUUUUUCCACUGUAAAUAUGCUCAGUAGCUUGCUUGUUGUAGUUCACUGCUGUUUUAUACUCGUACUUAUCUAUUGUUGUGCUCUGCUGUUUGUUUUGGUGAAAAUGAACUGAACGCUAAUGUCUUAAGUUAAAACCCGUCAAGAGGAAAUGCAUAUUUUUUUUGUCCUUAUUUAAGAGUUUAUUUUCAAUAAAAUGUUGAAAUGCGUA
Messenger RNA from Xiphophorus maculatus (southern platyfish), 2477 nucleotides. It is a transcript of the gene il17rel, whose product is annotated as interleukin 17 receptor E like. The record is from RefSeq and is a predicted model, not a curated record. NCBI's taxonomy places the organism in Eukaryota, Metazoa, Chordata, Actinopteri, Cyprinodontiformes, Poeciliidae. The transcript has 18 exons. Bases 523 to 2148 code for a protein of 541 amino acids. Gene Ontology annotation, molecular function: interleukin-17 receptor activity.